This is a messenger RNA of Lipotes vexillifer (Yangtze River dolphin), 1455 nucleotides long. RefSeq names its product otoconin 90 (gene OC90). The record is from RefSeq and is a predicted model, not a curated record. Gene Ontology annotation, molecular function: phospholipid binding; calcium ion binding. NCBI's taxonomy places the organism in Eukaryota, Metazoa, Chordata, Mammalia, Artiodactyla, Lipotidae. The transcript is spliced from 13 exons. Bases 1 to 1455 code for a protein of 484 amino acids. Gene Ontology annotation, biological process: arachidonate secretion; phospholipid metabolic process; lipid catabolic process.
AUGGCGCACUUGGGCAGCGGCAGUGCUGGUGCUAACUCUGCUCUCCUCAUUACAGUGGCCCACCCUCUGGACACCCCACAUCUUCCAUGGGAGCUGCCUCCAGGACUCUCAGAAAAUAUCAAUAUGACUUUCCUCAAUGGGGUGUUUAAAACUGUGGAAGGAGUGGCAGAAAUUUUUGACUGCCUGGGCUCCCACUUCACCUGGCUGCAGGAUGUCUUCACCAACUUCCCCGCACUGCUCCAGUUCGUGAAUGGUAUGAAGUGUGUGGCUGGUCUCUGCCCCCGGGACUUCGAAGACUACGGCUGUGCCUGCAGGUUUGAGAUGGAAGGGCUGCCUGUGGACGAGUCUGACAGCUGUUGCUUCCAGCAUCGCAGGUGUUACGAGCAGGCUGCUGAGAUCGACUGUCUGCAAGACCCCGCCAAGCUUAGCACAGAUGUCAACUGUGUCAGCAAGAGUAUCACCUGUGAGUCCGGGGACGCUUGUGAGCACCUGCUGUGUACCUGUGACAAGGCUGCCAUAGAGUGCUUGGCUCAGUCCAGUAUCAACUCUUCCCUGAAACUUCUGGACACGUCCUUCUGUCUGGCUCAGCCUCCAGAGACAACCAGCAGGAAAGAGGCGCUGACACUUCUGCCCAGAGUGGUUCCUGUGGAGCCCAUGGACUCCAGCCUGACGGCCCUCUCAGGAGAAGAUGAACACAGGGGGACCGGGACAGAACCAGGCCAAGUCCAGGAAGACACAGAAGAUGCAAGGGCCACACCUUCUCCAGGGUCUGCAGAGAUUGUUGCCACAGCUAAAGGUGUAACCAUCGUCCCUGCCGGCAUUAAAUCUCUGGGGUUGGCUGUGUCAUCCGUCAGAAGUGGUCCUGAGGAGACAUCUGGAAAAGCCUGUGACAGGUUUACCUUCCUGCACCUGGGAAGCGGGGACAACACUUGGGUGAUGCCACAGCUUGGAGAGAUGCUCUUUUGUCUGACAUCCCGGUGCCCGGAGGAAUUUGAAUCUUACGGCUGUUAUUGUGGGCAGGAAGGACAAGGCGAGCCAAGGGACGCUCUGGACAGGUGCUGUUUGUCCCAUCACUGCUGCCUGGAGCAGGUGAGAAGGCUGGACUGCCUGCUCAAGAGGCUUCCUCGGUCACCAGUGGUAUGCGUGGAUGGUACCCCCAAGUGUGUAGGGCAGAGCCUGUGUGAGAAGCUGCUUUGUGUCUGUGACCAGACAGCAGCUGAAUGCCUGGCCUCUGCCUUCUACAACCAAAGCCUCAAGUCACCUGGCAGACAGGAGUGCCAGGGCCACCGGCCGUCCUGCGAGGACGGCAGGAUUUCAGCUUCAUCCCUUGGCUCCAGCUCUGAGGAGAACAGCGUGGAGGCCCCGCCGCCCAGGGAGGGCCUGAGAAGAACCAGAAGAUUCCUGGGGAAGUCACUUGGUCUCCUGGGGACCAGGCCACAGCAUGGCCCCAGAUAG